AUGGAAAAGUUCCCGACCGAUGAGACCGUAUGGCAUGGGUUCGUCAACUGGGAGAAAUAUCCGGAUCGCAAGGAAGAAGCGGAAAAGGUCCUCAAACAACACACCUUUACCCCGAUCCCCGAGUUCCAACUCAUCCCGUUACCGUCGACCAACCCGAUCUUGCUCGGACAUCGGUGGAAAGAGUACCACCUGGCUCUCGGACCGAACUUGAACAAGAUCCACGAGGAGAGUUGGAAGAUCUUCAAGGAGGAGAAGAGGGAGAACAUGCUAGUCGUCCUGGACUUUCCUAUGAACUGCGAGCCGAAGAGGUCCGACCUACUCAAAUCGCACAUCACCCCGAAUGAUAUCCACUUUGUCCGCAAUCACGGUGGUGUCCCCACCGUGAGCGACGUCAACAAGUACUCUAUCGCCAUCGGUGGGCUUGUCAAGAAUCCGGGGGAACUCUUGUUCAACGAUUUGAAGGAUCCGGCCAAGUUCGAGCAGGUGGAAAUGACCAUCACGCUGCAGUGUAGUGGGACGAGGAGGAUCGAGCAGAUCAACCUCUACCCUGGAGAGGGUGACGCUCAUAUCCAUUUCAUCAGACCCUGGGCCGAAGGAGCCAUUUCCACCGCUCGAUACAAGGGAGUCCAAGUCAAGGAUGUCAUCGCCUACUUUGGGGGUGUCCUGCCGGAGGGGCUUCACAUCGAGGCUAUCGGCGCGGAUACCUAUUUCAAGAAGAACAAGGUGUUCAACUACACCGUGUCGGUACCCUACCGAAAGGCCAAAUACGAUGAGGCUUUGUUGGCUUAUGAGAUGAACGGAGAGCCGCUCCCUAAGAUUCAUGGUGGACCUCUCAGGCUGGUCGUGCCGGGUGUCAUUGGGGCCAGGAGUACCAAGUGGGUUACCAAUAUCAACAUCUUGCCGGAACCCAGUAUGGGCCCGGUGCAGCGCCAAGAGUAUCUGUAUUACACUCAGCAGGUCGGAAAACACAACGCCACCUUCGCUCGAGGGUUCUCCAUCCAGGAUAUGCCUGUUUCGUCGGCGAUUUUGACCCCGGGGGACAAGGAAGCCAUCGUCCACGACGGAUUCAUCCAUUGUGAAGGUUGGGCGUACUCUGGCGGUGGUUCUUGGGUCGAGAGGGUCGAGAUUUCCAUCGAUGGCGGUUUCAUCUGGAACGAGGUACCCGAGGAAAACCUCUCUCCCAAGCACUACUACGCGAUGAGGUUGUGGAAGAUGGACGUUCCAGUUCCCGUUGAAGGUUGGAUCGAGUUGGUCGUGCGAUGCUGGGAUUCUCACAUCAAUACGCAGCCGACCUACGUCCGAACGGCCUGGAACUGGACUUUGCACGUUACGUCUUCCGCGCACCGUGUGCCGGUUUACUCGAUCAACCGGUCGAUCCCGGCAACAGCCCAGCGAUUGAAGUUGCUCGAAGAACAUGGCGAACCCAUCGUACCCAUCACUCACCCGGUUGAAUUUGCGGUCGAAGGCGAGGAUGAGUAUCUCGACGCCAUGAGACUCAAGGGCUCGCGUGAGCCCGUCGAGUGA
This is a messenger RNA of Filobasidium floriforme, 1524 nucleotides long. RefSeq names its product molybdopterin binding oxidoreductase. Gene Ontology annotation, cellular component: mitochondrion. The transcript has 13 exons. The record is from RefSeq and is a predicted model, not a curated record. Bases 1 to 1524 code for a protein of 507 amino acids. Gene Ontology annotation, molecular function: molybdenum ion binding; oxidoreductase activity. NCBI's taxonomy places the organism in Eukaryota, Fungi, Basidiomycota, Tremellomycetes, Filobasidiales, Filobasidiaceae.